AUGGUCGAUUUGAAUGAGCCUGUUCCGCCGCAACGUGAGAACGGAGCAAGGAGUGGACAAGGAGAUGUGCAUGGUGGAGCGAAGAUGAGUCCGAAGGCGACUAGGAUUGUAGAAGAGAUUCUACAGUUAGACGACCUUUAUCAGAUCCUCGGCGCCUCGCGAACAUCCAAACCAGAAGAACUGCGUCGAGCAUACCUGGAUCGCUGCAGAAUCUGCCAUCCAGACAAAUUGCCGAAUGUACCAGCAGCGACAGCGGCGUUUCAGAAGGUGUCGUUUGCCUACGAUAUCCUCUCCUCGUCCUCAAAUCGCCGCAUCUAUGAUCAUGCCGGUACGCCGCCCUCCAGUAUCUCUUCGGCAACCACCACGGCGCCAUUCCUGGGGGAAUACACCUUCCGAAGCGCAGUAGCCGCUGUAUUGAGGGAAUUCAUGGAAGGAGAUUUUACGUUAUUGAGAAAGGCAUUUCAGGUAUUGAAUCGGCAAUAUCCGAGUUUGGGGCUUGGAGAAGAGGUGUUAGAAGCUGUGGAGAGGAGUUUCUCGAGGUUGAGAGAGGUCGUUCUGGCAACGCAAACGUACGCUCUUCUCCUCUCGAUCGAGCUUCACCGCGUCAAUCGUGUACGGCAGCAUAUGAGCACACUGUCGUACUUCGAUCUUGUUAAUCGGUUUCACGUAUCGGUGCAGCUGGCACGGGUGACGUUAGCGAUUCCUAUGCGGAUUGAUUAUGCGACUAGGAUGAGAGCAGAGGAACGUGAAAGAGCGAGAGGAGAAGUUGAGGGAGAACGUGAGCGAGGGAGGAGGGGAUUGUUGAAUGAGAGGGUGAUGAAGCUACUUGGUGGGGUGGUGGAUGUGUUGGAGAUGAUGGAGAAUCACCGCGGCGUGGAUCUUGACGAUGAGGAGGAUGAUGCUGGGAGUUCGAGCUCAGCGAGCAGCGAAGGAGAGAGGAAUGAUUGGAUUAGGGAUCCUGGAGAAAGAAGGAGCAGGAGCAGAAGAAGUUCGAGUACAGGAUACGACUUCAACCGGACCCGCGCAAAUGGGUGGUUCUGGAGCGAGAGACCUACACCAAACCCAAACGAGACCCGAGCAGGCGGAUGA
Molecule: messenger RNA, 1089 nt
Organism: Saitoella complicata NRRL Y-17804
Lineage: Eukaryota; Fungi; Ascomycota; Saitoellomycetes; Saitoellales; Saitoellaceae
Product: DnaJ-domain-containing protein
Exons: 6
Coding region: 1-1089 (362 amino acids)
Biological process (GO): cellular response to misfolded protein
Cellular component (GO): endoplasmic reticulum membrane
Molecular function (GO): Hsp70 protein binding
Source: RefSeq, a predicted model, not a curated record